Vicia villosa (hairy vetch) is the source of this 943-nucleotide messenger RNA. Its product is annotated as SUMO-conjugating enzyme SCE1-like. The record is from RefSeq and is a predicted model, not a curated record. The coding region runs from base 221 to 700 and encodes 159 amino acids. Gene Ontology annotation, cellular component: nucleus. Gene Ontology annotation, biological process: protein sumoylation. The transcript has 5 exons. Gene Ontology annotation, molecular function: SUMO conjugating enzyme activity. Lineage: Eukaryota; Viridiplantae; Streptophyta; Magnoliopsida; Fabales; Fabaceae.
CAGCAAUUGUCAAAUAUUCUUAGUUAUAAAAGAAAACGAAAAAUCAGGUGACAAAUCCGCAGUUUAUAUUUCAUCCGAUUAGAGGGAGUAAGCGAAGAUUCUAGAAGACGCGUUGCAGCAGUAGAAUAAGCGGAAGUUUGUUAGAGAGAUUAAAGGCGCAGAUACAGUCAGAGAAAGAGAGAGGUAAGGGUUUAUCGAUUCCAAAAAGAAGCGACGAAAUAUGUCUGGUAUUGCUCGUGGACGCCUUGCUGAGGAACGAAAGUCAUGGAGAAAGAAUCAUCCACAUGGUUUCGUUGCCAAGCCUGAAACGCUCCCUGAUGGAACUAUCAAUUUGAUGGUCUGGCACUGCACUAUUCCUGGCAAGCAAGGGACUGAUUGGGAAGGUGGCUAUUACCCACUGACAAUGAUCUUCAGUGAAGACUACCCCAGCAAGCCACCUAAGUGCAAAUUCCCUCAAAGUUUCUUUCACCCUAAUGUGUAUCCGUCUGGAACUGUUUGCUUGUCUAUACUUAAUGAGGAUAGUGGGUGGCGACCAGCUAUAACAGUGAAGCAAAUUCUUGUGGGUAUUCAAGACCUGCUUGAUCAGCCAAAUCCUUCUGACCCUGCCCAAACAGAAGGCUAUCAUCUAUUCAUCCAGGAUGCAGUGGAGUAUAAAAGAAGGGUCAAGCAGCAAUCAAAACAAUAUCCACCUCUUGUCUAGUUCGAUAUGUGCUUCACUUUAGGAACUAUUCUAGUAUGGUAGAUGUUGUUUUCUAUUUCUUGCCUGGUGCUAAAAUUGUGUGAUUGCUCGCUGCCAUAACAUGCAGACUCCUUGGUUUUAACUAUUUUUAUUUACUCUCAGAUCUGGAUAACAUGUUAAUAUAUGACAAUGUGAAAGUCAACUAAUAAUACUUGUUGGCAAUACUUGCUGGUUCAUUUUAUAGAAAUGGAUAACUUACUAUUA